CUUUCACGCUGCAGGCACUGUAAAGUUGCUCUGGCCAGUUCCCAGAGGACGACGUAAGAGAGCAGUUGGCAGAGAAGCAGGAGAAAUUGAAGGAAAACCUGCACCCAGAAGAAGAUCCAGAGUGUUUAAUUGGGUGUAACAGGAGGAAGGCAAGAGGGGGGGGGGAAUGUCUUGAAGGUGCAAUGAAAGGCUAGAAAAGAAUAUCCAACAGUUACUUAGGAAGGAGAGAGAGAACGGACUGAGAACAGAGACUUCCCUUGCAGAGCUGAGAAGAAGAGAGGAGAUUGGCACUAUGGAGGAGAACCAGGGUGGAGCACCUUCUACCCAGAACCCACCACCCUACUCUGAAAAACAGCCCUACGUCUCCGAUCAGCAACAGCUGCCUGUCGAUGGGCCAGCACCCCCCUUGGGCUUUGUGGCAUACUCCACUGUGCCAAAUCAGUAUCAGCCUUAUUAUAGCCCAUACGGGGCGGUCUACGGCCAAGGGCCCAUUACUCACGCUCCACAGCAUACCACCUUCAUCGUCCCCGUGCAACCGACCCACGAACCGGAUUACCUGGGAUAUUCCAUCUUCACCAUGCUCUGUUGUUGCCUGCCCUUGGGAAUUGCAGCCCUGGUUUACUCAAUACAGACCCGAGAAGCCAACCGCAUUGGGGACGGCGUUGCUGCUCGGCAGAACUCCAGGAUGGCACAGAUUUUUGCCCAUACCGCACUCGGUGUGGGGCUUGUGUUCUGCAUUAUAUACAUUGUCUUCUUGACAGUUGGGUUUUAAAGGGGCUUGUUGCCAUGUUCCAGUCCUUCCCCUAAUGCGUAUCAGUCAGAGGAUCCUGGUUUGAAGUCAAUUUCCUUCAGUCGUUUCACAAAGGGACACACCUUAAGAUGGUUCAUACAUGCAAGUAGGGCUUUUUUUCCGGGAAAAGAGGUGGCGGAACUCAGCGGGUUGCCCUCGGAGAAAAUGGUCACAUGGCUGGUGGCCCCGCCCCCUGAUCUCCAGACAGAGGGGAGUUUAGAGUGAACUCCCCUCUGUCUGGAGAUCGGGGUGGGGCCACCAGCCAUGUGACCAUUUUCAAGAGGUUCCGGAACUCCGUUCCACUGCGUUCCGGCUGAAAAAAAGCCCUGCCUGCAAGCAAACUGCCUGAUUUCUCUGUUCCCUGUUACUGAAUGCUUGAAGUAGUCUCUUUGAGAAGCAUCGGAUCCAAGGCUAUCUGAACAUCUUUCCAGUGGUAGACCUACAAUGGCCCAUUCACACAUGCAUCAAGUGCGGAACGUCAUGUGUGAACCAGUUCAACAACACACAAGCACCCCACAUUGAAAGAACAGAAGACAGAUGAACCAAGGAUGACAUGGUAACACACUUCCAGUGGGACCAUGUGAUGGCUUGACAGAGUCUAUGUUAUUAAGUGGGUUUGCAAGCUAGAUAGAUUGAGGUUUAGAAUUCAGGUUAGCUUCCAGUUUUCUUUAUCUUUACACACCUGGCCAGGUGCAUAUCCACCAAUUCUUUGACACAGUUUUUUCUAAGAAUCAUAGGGUUGGGAGGAACAUCCAGGGUCAUCUAGUUCAACCCCCUGCAUAAUGCAGGAAAUUCACAACUACCGCCCCCUCCACACCCCCAAUGACCCCUGCUCCAUGCCCAGAAGAUGGCAAAACACCAUCAGGAUCCCUAGCCAAACUGGCCUGGGGAAAAUUGCUACAUGACCCCAAGGUGUCAAUCGGCAUUACCCUGGGCAUGUAAGAAAUGGUCACGAGAACUAAGCACUGAUGUAACCCUUCCUGCCCUCCCUCUCAUGAUCUGCCCAGGUUCACAGAAUCAGCAUUGCUGUCUAGCCUCUGCUUAAAAACCUCCUAAGAAGGAGAACCCACCACUUCCCGAGGAAGCCUGUUCAACUGAGGGACUGCUCUAACUGUCAGGAACUUCUUCCUAAUGUUUAGCCAAAAACUCUUUUGAUUUAAUUUCAACCUUUUGGUUCUGGUCUGACCUUCAGAGGCAACAGAAAACAGCUCCACACCAUCCUCUACAUGACAGCCUUUUGAUCAGUUCCUUUGGGUAACUUUGCAUCUUCCUGCCCUCAAAUGCCACCUAUUUUCCCCUAGACCCCUUUGCCUGCCCUACCCUUCUCUUGCAUCAGAGAAACCCAGCCAAUUGUUCCUCAAGGCUGAUUUGCCGGCUCUAUCCUUCUCAGAUCUCAGCCAAUCAUUGGCAGUGAUGCCUCUCCCAUGAGGGAGUUCUUGAAUGUAUCGAUAUAGAAGCUGUGAACAAUGUAAAUUGUGAUUUUUGAUUAUUGACAAUUUCUGUCUGUAUAUUUUUUCUGUUUAAUUAAAAUUUUGCUUUUAAUUGUGACAGUUUUAAUGAAAUGUUAUUCCAAGUUGGAUCCUACAGUGAUGUUAAAUGAAGAGAUUUCAUGCACUUAAGAGAUGUAGCGGCUGAAGCAUAGUAUACAGUAAAUUAGCAAUGUUAAAGAUUGUCACCACAGUGUUUUGUGGCUCUGUGAUACAUGAUUUGUGUGAUGCAAUGUCAUUCAUCAUCUCGUGACCAUGGAUUGUUACAAAGGAGGAAAACAAUUUUGGUAAUGCUUGUAAUCAAACUACAUUUGCAAUGUUCAAAGGAACGAAGAAAAAAUAAAUCACCUGAUACGGACAGACUGUUAACCAGUUUGGAAAAAUGCUCCCCUGAACACCUUACCACAUUUUGUACUUUGAAUUAAUACUUUAAAUAAAAUCCAUAAAGACCA
Molecule: messenger RNA, 2729 nt
Organism: Eublepharis macularius
Lineage: Eukaryota; Metazoa; Chordata; Lepidosauria; Squamata; Eublepharidae
Product: synapse differentiation-inducing gene protein 1-like
Exons: 2
Coding region: 293-772 (159 amino acids)
Cellular component (GO): membrane
Source: RefSeq, a predicted model, not a curated record